UCCCUUUGGCCUCGGCGGCGCGCGCGGCGUGGGCUGGUGCUGCUGGCGUCGGGGGCGCGCUUCCCUUGGCGCAUCCAUCCCUCCAUCUCUUCCUUGCUUCCUUCUUGCCUCCUCCGGCCAUGGCGCCGAGCCGCCCGCUGCUGGCGCAGUGCCUGUGCUCCUUCUUCGCCUUCCUCUUCUCCUUCAUCGUGGUGGUGCCUCUCUCGGAGAACAGCCGCGACUUCCGCGGGCGCUGCCUGCUCUUCGCCGAGGGCCUCUGGCUCAGCGCCAACCUGACGGCGGGGCGGCAGCGCUUCACGGUCCAGGAGUGGGGGCCCGAGUCCGCCUGCCGCUUCGGCCUCGCCGCCGGGCUCCUCUCGCUCCUCCUCGCCGCCGCCCAGGCCUGGCGCAGCCUCUUCUUCCUCUGCAAGGGACACGAGGACUCUUUUUUCUAUGCCUUCCUGAAUCUACUGGUCAGCGCCUUUGUGGUAUUUAUCAUCUUUAUCGCCAGCACUAUUGUGACUGUUGGCUUCAACAUGUGGUGUGAUGCUAUUACUGAAAAAGGAAGCAUGCCAAAUAGCUGUGAAGAAUUACAGGAUAUAGAUCUUGAGCUGAAUUUAGAAAACUCAGCAUUCUAUGAUCAGUUUGCCAUCACACAGUUUGGUCUCUGGGCUGCCUGGCUGACCUGGCUAGGAAUUACAGUUUUGGCCUUUUUGAAGGUUUAUCACAACUACAGGCAAGAAGACCUUCUGGAUAGUCUGAUUCAUGAGAAGGAGCUUUUGCUAGGACGAUCCUCUUCACGAACUUCUUUCCAGGAGGAGAAAAGUGGCAUGAUCUAAUGGGCAGAUAACCAUUGUAGGCUUUAGGUUUUGUAAUUAGACUGUGAGGAUUUGAAAAAUAUUAUUGGCAUGCUUUUGAAAGCUUUAAGAAAAGAAAGGGAAUCUGAAAUGAUGCACCCUGUUAAAAGAUAUGUUACCUUUAGGAAUGUCCCAACUGACGCAACCCAUAAGAAUGGUUCACAAAGGCAUGUACAUUUCAUUUAAUUGCUAGACAAAUUUGUCAAAUAUUCAAAAUUUAUGUCCAAUAAAAGGUAUUCCAUUAUUGCUAGCGUCAGGUAUAUUUGGGGAUUAAUUAAUGAUUACUCAUUUACAGAUGCAACCCAUGCAUUGAUACUACAAUUAAGCUGUGAUGAACAUACAAGCGUGAACCAAUCCAUAAACAGUAAACUGUGUACAAUUCUUUGAUAAAAUUUCAUAAUAUUGUGAUAAAUAGCUUGCUUACUUUGGAGUAUCUGACUGGUUUUAGAAUUGGAGACGAUGGCUUAUAUUCCUUCUCGACAUAUUUGAAGAGAGAAGCUUAGUUCACCCAUUCAGGUGUCCUCAAUUCUGUUUUGCGGACGUAGGAUUGGAUACAGUACUUAGAGGAGACUUACAGAAAUCAGGAAAGAAAGUAAGUCUGAAUUAGUUUAAGAACCAUUGAUUUUUGUGUGUUUUCUCUAAGCACAACUAAAUCUGGCUGUAACUCAAUGUUAUUAAUAAUAUGGGCACUCUAUCCCUCUCCCCAAAAGUGAAGGAGCAUAGGCUGGGAAUUGUGCAAAUCAAAUAUCCACUUAGUAGGCUAUCUAGAGUGUCUGCAUCAUGCAUGGUUAUUUAUUGAUUUUGGUAUUUUGGUAUUUAUAUAUUUAUUUAUGUAUGUAUGUGUGUAUUUAUUUUAUAUUCUGCUUUUCAGUGCAGGAUCCAAGGAUGCUGUUUUUCUGGUGAUGGGGUUUAUGUGUUUUCCCACCUCCAUCACCUGAAAGCUCAUGUAAUCUAGUGGGUGGAUGGACUAGAGAUUGCAAACUUUGCAGACUCGUGCUGGAGGUAUAUCUCAGUAUGAAUCUGUUGCAUGGUUUGAAGAAGUGCUGUCCAACCUUUGAUCUUCCAGGUUUUUGGGGCUCCAACUCCCAGAAGCCCUGGCCAUCUGGUCCAGUGCUCAGAAAUUCUGGUAUCUGAAGUCCAAAACACCUGGAGCAUCAAAGGUUGGACACUACUGGUUUAAACCAAUGGUUCCCAAGCUUUGGUCCUCCAGGAAUUUUUGACUUCAGUUCCCAGAAUCACAAGCUGCCAGGAACAUUAGGAUAAAGGUCCAAAAUUCAAGGAAACCAAAGUGGAACUAUUAGCUUAGACAAGAAUUAAGUUCAGCUCUGUAAGUCCAACUCUUACUGCUUCCAUGGCACAAGACCAACUUAAAAGAACAGGGAAGACUAAGCCCCACAUUAGAAACACAGGAUUCAGCUUUCAACAAAUGCUGCCCUGAUCUCUUGAUCAUUGUGGCCAUAUGCUGAAAGUGUUUCAUGUGCUGACAUGCUAAAAAUGUUCAAGUAAUAGGUCGGUUGUCCAGUCAUGUGAAUAAGCAGUUCUGGUCUUCUCUAAAUUAUCAGUAUUAUCUUGGUUAUUCAAUAAUUUGCCUGUAUGUUCAGAUUUAUGCAUGACUACAAUAUGAACAUAGUCCCUGGAAGUUUCGUUUUUUCAGCAGAGCUGAAACUAACUGCCACAUUCAUUCAUAACUGGAAAAAAAUCCCUCCUCUAUGAUACCAUAGUCUGGGAUUUUAGAAAAUGGAAAACUGAAUAAGAAAAAUCAUGAAAUGUUUUCCAAAAAAUGAGAUCUCUGGAAAACAUUCCUGACUCAUUGUUUGCCAAAAGGAAAAAUCACCCCAUAAUCAAAAGGCCAAAGGAUCCUUUUGUUGAAACACAUGUCUUGCAAUCAGUGGCCAAGCAGAAAAUGUGCAAAUCUGAUUGUUUUUGUACUUUUAUCCUUUUUUCAGAUUCAAUCUUUAUUUUAUUUUGUAAACAACUUAUGCUCCUAAUAGAAAUUACCCUAGAAGCUACCUAUGAGGAUAGACGAUUAGAAACAUUUUAGCUUAUCAAGGGAUUUGGGGUGGGUGGGGUGGAUAGGACAUUGCAUUAUCUUAAGUGUGCUUUGUAGAUCUUCUCAAGAGAUCACCAAGUGCACUUUGACUUAGCAUCAGCUUUGAGGUUUGCAUGUAAAAUAUAUAAUUUAUUGCUUGCUCAAAUGUAGUCAGAGAGGCAAUGGUGAACAAUUUGCCUUGUAAGCAGUUGAUAUAUAAUGCCUGCUUCUUCAUAUAUGCAACUAGAAACUUAGUGAUAUAGUUAACUUUAGUAGUGCUCUUUGUGAUAUUGCUCUCUCAUAAAGUGUGUGAAAUCAUUAUAAGAUUACUGCUUCUAAGAGCACAGCUCUAGGCUUAAAAUAAUAGCUGAGGAGUCAAUUCAUGGUUGAACAGGGAUAUUUUCUCUCUUUAGCUUAAACUACCAGGAAUGAUUGUUACAAUCUAAAGGAUUUUGCACACCUCUGAAUGUUGGGAUUGGCAUUUCUUUGCAGGAUUAAGGAUAAUUCUCGCUGAUGUUAUAGAUGGAACUUUGGUUAGUACUAACCAUGGUCAUUUCUCUACUAUAAAUGUAAAAUAUUUUCCCAAGAAUUCUGACAGUAUGUUGGGUGGGGGAUAAAAUAUAGCCUGUGUUGCCUUGAAUGUUCUCCCCUUCCACUUGUAAAAAGUAGUAUAAACUGAUUUUAUUGCAAGCCACUAAAAUCAACCAAUUCCAGAAUUCCAUACAAAGUAGCCAUUGUAGUUAAAGCGGAUACAAGACUUCACAAAUAUACCAAGCUUUUAAUGCAAUCUGAGAUCUUUUACAAAGUUUUAGACCUUUGUUCCCUGUGCAAGCGCUACCAUUUGGAAUCCAUUUUCAUUGGAGAUGUGUCAGAUUAAGCCUUGGAGCUUAGGCAAGGAAAGCUGUUUCAUUAAACCUAAACCAGUGUAAACGUGAUGGUCCUUUACUGCUGAUUUGAGUCUUUAUUGCAUAUUCACAAUGAGGAAGAUGAAUAUUUUGAUUACUCAAUCUAUUCUUGUGAUGUGUAUCUCUCAGAACCCAAUUUACAUUUACAUAUGGGAAAACUGUUGAUAAAGUGUUAAAAUAGAUGCAAAAGGUUUUACUUGCAAUGGAACAACUUAUCAAACAUUUUGGCAGCCCUUACCAUUUAGAAAGUAUUUCAGUGAAUAUGUAAUUUUGAAAUUCGGUCCUCACUUUCAAAACAGAAAAAUAAAAUUUAAAUGCCUGAGAUGGGAACACAGUGACCCCAAAUAUUGGAAAUACUUCAUGUAUUUGCAGAACAUUUGGCACCCCCUCAAUCCUUGAACUUGUUAAUAGGCUCAACAUUUAUAAGGGAAAAUAUAACUCUAUUGUGGGAAUCUGACUCCAUUUUGUCUACUUGCAUUCAGAUUUAGAACUGGGAUAUUGAAAUAGAUUCAACAUAAAUCAAUCAAAUUUUAAAAAUGAAAGAAUUUGAGAUUACGAAAUAGAUUUUGCAUUUAUUCCAGCACUCAUUGAAUGUACAUUCCAGCCUUGCAUUGUUUUUUAAGGAUGUUUAUUCAUUGUUCAGUUGGACAUGAAUAGUAUGAUAUGUACUGGACAACAAUUUAGUUAAAAAUAUUAAAUGCACACUCCUACUUAUUUCAUAUGGAACUGAAGAGGGAACUGUUUUCUCUGUGCAGCAAACUGUAGUUAUUCUUUUGUUAUAGUAAGUUGUAUUCCUGCGGCAAAACGGAUGUAGCAAGGAAUAUUCUCCUGAUCUGAACUAAAGGCCAUAUUACUACUGUAUUUUCUUUGUUUUUGUGUGGAUGGAGGGUUGCCUAAAAUACAUAUUGUUGGUGAUAAUUAAUGAAUAUGUUUUCUAUUAAAUGUUUCUCCCUGUCUCCAAAAGCACAUUGGGAUUCUGAUCUGGUGCCAUAUAUUAAUAAAUUGUCUGAAAGGU
Molecule: messenger RNA, 4785 nt
Organism: Anolis carolinensis (green anole)
Lineage: Eukaryota; Metazoa; Chordata; Lepidosauria; Squamata; Anolidae
Gene: tmem179
Product: transmembrane protein 179
Exons: 4
Coding region: 120-818 (232 amino acids)
Source: RefSeq, a predicted model, not a curated record